UUAAGCAGAAAUCUAUAUCAGACUUAUCAAAAGUCUCAGAUGAUGUCGGUUUUAACAGAAAAAUAUAAUUCUGCUGAGGAUAAUUAUUUACAAUUACAGGACGAAAUAACUAGGAAACAGAAGGAACUAGCUAAGAAAGCGGAAGAAUAUACGACGACAGUUGGUAGUUAUACUGCCUGGAACACAAACGUAGAUCUAGGACCUCCCGACUCCUCUGUCUCACUGACAAAAGAUGACGUACAUAUCCAGGAUUACUACAAUGCUUUACAGUAUAGCUUGUUUGAGAACAAUCUACCCGAGACUAUUGACAGAACGCAGAUACCGAGAACACGCCACCCUGAUACGGAAGUCGCAAUUGUUGUUUUGGCAUCACCGGUGGAAUGUCUAGCGAUACUGCUAGAAGGUGGGCGACAAUGUCCGGGCCAAAUGUUACUCGUGAUGUCACCUACGUGGCUCAUAAAGGAUAAAUCUAAUAAAGGUGAAGGUCAACAUUCACUUUUUGUCAAGAAAGCAAUUGUUUUUGAUCGUACGGGAACCUCCUUUAUCGAUGUUUUCGAGAAACCUAGACGGUGUACCUACUUUGUGAACUUCUUCACACGUGCAUGUACUGAUGGCCAACGAAAUGAUGGUGGGGAUAUUGAGUUGGAUUUGGACUGCCCGAUGUCCAGUUCUGUUGAGUUGUGCAAAUACGUGGACGAUAAAGUUUUGACUCGUAUAUGGAUGGCGGAAGCGGGUGUGCAUUACCCAGAAACACUAGCGGUUGUUUUUAAACCUGCGUAUGAAUACAAUGUUCCAAAUGAUGCGAAUAUUGAAGUUAUAGCUGUUGAAAAUAAACAGGACGCAAAAAAUACCAUUGAAGACAAAGUUAAACAUUUCCUGAAGUUAGAAAAUAUUCAGUCAAUUGGAAAGAUCGUGGUAAAACCCUCUGGUAUUAUGUGGCAUGGUAGCAGAUGUGUUUCGUUCCACGAAGUGACAAAAGUGGAAGAAAUUUGUAAAGCUGUGACGGACUUAUUAACCAUAUUGGAAGUAGAAAAUGCAGUUCUGAUCGAGGCAUUUUAUCACCCUGUAGAAUCAACAAACCCAAAAUUAGAUGAUUACUCGUUCAGACUGAGGACAAAUGUGUGUAGAAGAAUAGACGAUACGCCAAUUACAACACAGAUGGUUUGUGGGAUAGGUUUGAAAAAUCAGCCGAUCAAUGGCGACAAUACUAUUCCCCAUUCAUUUGAAACAACAAUGAAAAUGUGGAAUAUGGAUCAAGCUGAAAUAAAGCGACUACUGAAUACUGUAUCCAAAGGUUCGAAAAAGAUCAUGAAUAGUAUUAUUGAAUUUGAACGUACGCUUUCAGCAGAUUUAAGAGGAGGUGUCGGAGCUCAAACGGAUCUUAUCGGUAUAGACUAUGUUCUUGGAAUGGUAAACGGACAGAUGGAAGCAGUUGGAAUAGAAGUGAACAGUCAUGAUUGUACAAUCAAUUGUCAGUUAUUCGAAUUCUUGAACCCCCAUAGACAGGGAGAAGCAGUGAAACCACUAGUAGAGACCAUGAUCAGACGUUCUCAGAUGUUUGCGAUGCAAGACAAAACUGUUCUUGUUAUCGGGGCUGGAGGUUUCAGCAAAAGGUUUAUUUGGGACAGCUAUAAAUCUUUUGGUCUCAAUGUUGUAUUAGUUGAUCCUGACGAUUCGACUUAUGCUGCAUCUAAAGCUUCACAUUUUAUUCAGUACAAUUUCCUCGACCACAAACAUGACCAGGACCAUGCUACAGACAUUAUAAACAUUCUAAACAAGAGAGGGUUGACGGUUAAUGGCUGUGUUACCUUUUGGGAAGACUGUGGUCCUUUAGCAGCAACAGUUUGCGAAACACUGAAAUUAAAUGGACCAGGAAAGCAAGCAGCCCAAAUUGCCAAAAUGAAAAGCUGGACACAUAACGUAUUACGAACAAAAACAGGAGAUAUUCCACAUUUUCCCAGAACUCAUCUUUAUACCAGCAAGUGUCAUCAAGUUAAACGUGAGUCGGACAUAGAUAAGGCCAUAGACCACGUAGGGAUACCAGCAGUAUUAAAAUUAGAGUAUGGGUCUAGCGCUGUCGGAGUUAAACCAGUCCGCGACCGUAUACAGUGUACCAAUACAUACCAAAAAAUAAAACAUCAUCUUCGAUCGGAGGCGGAUCACCCUGGUAUUGGACUCGGAUAUGGAAACGACAUCAUGCUGAUGGAGAAUAUCGACGGCACAGAACAUGACGUUGAUGUCGUUAUCUUCCAGAGGCAACUCAUUACUGCAUUUGUCUCAGAUAAUGGACCAACUAGAAAUGAGUCGUACACAGAAACAACGGCCUUAAUGCCAACAUGCUUACCAUUGGAUAGAAAAGGACAGCUUAUAACCGCAGCAUAUCAGUGUUGUACUGAAAUUGGACUCGUUGAUGGUGUUUUUAACGUUGAAAUGAAAAUGACAAAUACAGGGCCAAGAUUGAUUGAAAUAAAUGCAAGAAUGGGUGGUUUUUAUCUGCGUGACUGGAUAAAGGCUUGCUAUGGACAUGAUAUCUUACUUUAUGCAUUCAUGAUUUCAUUAGGAAUUAGACCAGUGAUUUCAAAUAAUGAACCAAGUUGCACUAUACUGGGAACAAUGUGUGUUCCAUCCGCACACAAACAGCAAUUGAAAAAUCCAAACAAUUUGAAUUUGUUGAAUACACUGAUUCAAAAGAACGCUGUACGGUAUAACCAGAUCGAGGCUUCCUUGGAAGAUUGCGGAAGUUCAGACGAGGAAGAACCGUUUUGCAGCAUUGCAGUUGAGGACUUAAAUUUGAACACGAAAAGAGCAAAAAGAAAAUUAAUCAAUAUCUGCACUACACUUGGCCUAAAUACAAAGACAUAUGACUUAAAUUACUUACUGAGUGAUUUCAAGGAAUGAUUUACCCAACGUAGUCUGUUUAGACUGAUUACCACGUGUACAUUUAUAAAUUUGUUUCUUUGGUAAAAGGGACACUAGGAAAAGGGGACCAGUUUAGUCAAUAAUUAUUUAUCGAUUUAAUCAUUGUCAUUAUAGGACUGUACAAAAUUAGGAUAUUUUUCUUUACAUAAUAAUUUUGACAAUAGCAAUCUUCUUCAUCAAUCAACUAUGCCUUUACGUCUCAUUUGUAUUUAAAUUAAUGUGCUCUUUUCAUAAUUUUAUAACAUAUAGUUCAAAAAGCUACUUUGUAAAAUCUUAUAAAACCAUUGUUAUUUUUUCAUAGUUUUUUAAAAAAAAAGGUGGCAAUGUUAAAUGUAUGAAAAUUCUAGAGAGAAUCAUUUCCCGCAUAAUUUUCAAUUGACAAGGAUACAUUCUUUUCAUUUUUUCUGCUUUGAAGUUCCGUUAUUUAUAAACUAUCAAUGUAUAACAGUCUUUUAAAAAGCUUGUCAUUUUGAAACAGAGGAGUGAACAUCCUUAAUGUAGAUCACUAACAUACUUGAUUAAGUCGAAUCCAAAAAGAAGUUAACAAUAUGCAUUUUAUGUUUGAACAAGAAUGACAAAGGCCUUCAUGUUUGCUUUUUUAUGUCCAUAGACGUUUCACGAUAUUUGGAUCUAGGAACAUUAGUUCCAUCUUGACAUUGGCGAUUUUUUUUUUUAAUUUCAAAACAUGAAUAUGUUAUUACAAUUCUCCAAUUUUGCGCGUUUGAUCUUUUUACCUUUACAACAUUUUUACAACUGUUCGGUUCUUAAUGGCAUUGUGCAUUUUGAUUUUAGAGAUUUUUUAAUUUUUAACUAAUAGUUACAAUGUAUGGUUCUAACAUCGUUACAAAUUACACUAUUCAGAUUCUUUCGUUCAAUCUCGUCAUGAGAGCUAGCUGCCAGGACUACAAUGUAAUUUUGUUGAAUUUAAUACGAUUACAAAUAGUGACUUACAAUGGUAUUUUCAACCUCGGUGUUACAAACAUUUUCCUCUACUUGAUCUUUACAAUUUUAAUACAAUGUACAUGUAUGAUUAGAAACACGGUGCAUUUUAGGUUUGAUCAUUUUUGAAGUUGUACUUUCCAAGUAUUUGAAGUUUUUUUUGUCAAAAUUUGUACAGUAUCAUUAAAAUAUCAUUUAUGUCAAUCGAAUAGAGAAUCCACACUAAGUCAAACUUCCGGAGUUAAUACGAGCAUGUUAGAAGAUGCCUGCUUAUAUGAUUGCAACAUAGCUUUAUGUACAAGUAUAUCAUAAUAAUAAGUUAUAACGAAUUAUGAUAUAAUGAUCUUUCAUUUUGAAAGUGUAAUGUACUUUUCUGAUUUUUGAUAGUUACAGUUUACUUUUCUUGAGGAAAUUGACAUGUGUGGUUUAAAAAUGACAAGUGACAUAUCAUACGGCCAUUACGCACAUGUAUCUGUUUUGACUAUCAUAUAUUUUAUGUUACUAAUCAGAAAAAACUGAAUCUGAUUUUUCUUAAAAUCACUGUUAUAACCAGACAACACAUCAUUAAAUGUUGCUUCCGGUGUAGGUUUUGUUAUGGGUUGAGCAAGAACAUUUCUUUGCCAUUUGGAAUAUCUUAUUUCACCAAUGAAUUAAUUCAUGAAACAAUAAUGAACGUACAUGUACAUGAAUGGAGGUGGAAAAAAUUAAAAUUAGUUUAAAAAAAUGUUUUUGUUGUUGUUAUUACUGUUUAUUUGAAGUUUAAAACAAGACAUCUAAAAUAUGA
Molecule: messenger RNA, 4642 nt
Organism: Mytilus californianus (California mussel)
Lineage: Eukaryota; Metazoa; Mollusca; Bivalvia; Mytilida; Mytilidae
Product: carnosine synthase 1-like
Exons: 6
Coding region: 40-2898 (952 amino acids)
Biological process (GO): carnosine biosynthetic process
Molecular function (GO): metal ion binding; ATP binding; ATP hydrolysis activity
Source: RefSeq, a predicted model, not a curated record